Messenger RNA from Pelagomonas calceolata, 7183 nucleotides. NCBI's taxonomy places the organism in Eukaryota, Pelagophyceae, Pelagomonadales, Pelagomonadaceae. The record is from the annotation of a GenBank genome assembly.
GCAGCGCUGUUGGCGUCGCGCCUCGGACGGGCCCAGUCCUGGCCGACGGACCGAUUUGCACCGCCCGGCGGGGCCUCACGCGCGCGCUGCCGGCCGCGACCGCGUAUUGAAGGGAGACCGGAGGCCUCAGCGCCCAGGAGCAAGGGGCAGCCCCAGACCGCUGCCCGGCGCGGCGCCCGCGGCGCACGACCAUGCAGAUCUUCGUCGAGGACCUCGAUGGCCGCACGCGGACGCUCGACGUCGCAGCCGACGCGACCGCCGCCGACAUCUGUGGAGGCGGCAGGCUCCUCCACAACGGUACCUACAUAACUGGAAGUCUGAGAGACGCCAACGUCCAGAAGGACGCGACACUCCACGUAGUAGCAUGUCUGCGCGGCGGCGUCGAGCGGGAAUACAACUCGAGCGACGAGGACAGCGUCACGACCGACAGCGACGAAGGAAAAGAGGACGACGAGGACUCGUCCGACUACUCGAGCAGCGACGACGAGACGACGCUGCCCCAGGUCACGACGCUGGAAAGCGUGUUGGCGAUGAUUCCUUUUACUCCGGACUGGUGCGAAGCCGCGUCAAAGUUCAACUGUGCUUCAAUUUGAGGUUUGUUGGGGUCUGGGUGAGGUGCUCCUCUCUGGAUACGGUCGCGUGCAUCGCUCGGAGGUCCCACUCGUCGAUGUCCACGCAGGUGGGAGGCGCGCGCCGCGAACGAGGCGUUGCAUAAUCGCCGGAAGAUGGUCGCCGAGACGAAUCGGGCCAAACAUUUGGUGAAGCUCUGCGAGGCGGGCAUGCACGCCGACGCGCUGCGCGAGCAGCUCCAUGAUUCAGCACAAGAUUUCACGGAUUUUAACCACGUGCGUGACGCGGCGUCUGUUUCUGAAGUUUUCUGAACUUCAAGUUCGCGUCGAUGGCGUCGACGCAAUACCACGUCGCCGUGGCGCCGUCGACGUGGCCGCAUGAGAGUCUACGCGACUCGGGAGCCGCGGCCGUGUCGCGACGCUGUCGUUCGACGCAGGUCAAAGAUGCCAUGAUACAACAUGAGCAGUGGGUCUGGAAGCCGCCGCGCUCCAUGAUCAAGUCCGCCGAAGCGAGUGGUGCCGACAAGUCCAAAUUGGAAAGUUCCGCAGUCCUCAGGAAAGUGCAACGCGACUUCCGGCUGAUGACGCUCGACCGGCCCGGCGAGAAGCCCAUGCACCUCCAAGAUUGGCCACAAGUCCUAAAGAAGGAACGGAGGCACGCGCAGUACAUGGCCGAGCUGCUCGGGAAAGAAGUGGCCCCGGAAAAGCAGCUCGAGGAGAUGCGGCGCGCGCUCCGCGUCUUGAUGUGACUCGUAUCUCACCCACGACGCCGGGGGUGGUUUCUUUUUUGAUUUCGAGCGACCGCGAUGCUCGGCGCAUGACGUGGUCGCCGUGAUCACACGAGAGUCUACGCGUCGCGAGAGGGAGCUACGGCGGUUUCGCGGCGGUUUCACGCUCUCGCGACACGCAGGCGGAAGAUGCGCGAAGAAGCGAAGGAGGCUAUAAGGUGCCAGUGGACGCACACGGACGAGGCCACAGGCAAGAAGUACCUCUGUUCCAACGAGCGCUUCGUCCACCCGUGGCGGCGGGUCGUCGACCGCUUCGGCGUGAGUGUCCUCGAGGAGUUCAGCUGUUGCGCGUCGGUCUCGGCGUCCCGCGGUGCCUUCACUUCAUUAAUACGACUCGUGUCCAUCUCACUUCCAUGAGAGUGGUUUCUUUUUUGCUGAAGAGGCCGUUCGGACCGAACCGCGAUGCUCCGCGCAGGUGGCACAUGUCGUACUGCGCCGGCGACCACGGGAUCCGGCCGCGAUCUAUCGCCGUGCCCAACGAUUUAGCUCUUUGUACGGCGUGUUACGUGCGCGAGACGCACGUGCCGCCCGAGGUCCUCACUCGAUUAAAAACACCAGGAGUCAUUGUCAGCCACAAGAAGAAAGCUCAACAUGCCAAGACGAAGUGGGAGAUCGAAGCGGAUGAGCGGAAGCGCAUUGUGGAAAAAGUGGAACGGGAGUGCAUCGAGCGGAGAGCCAAGUUAACCACCAGCAGUGUGUGUACGUGGUGCCCCGACAAGUCCGUGCCGCGCGAGCGGGGCCUCAUGUGCGAGAAUUUAGUACAAAUCAGUCCCGUGACGGGCGAGCCCCUCGAGACGUGCCCCUGGCAUAGAACUACGUGUUGCAUGCCGCACGAGACGGAGGCGCUGACUCGGCGUGAAAAAUGAACUUGAACUUGCGACUGCUCGUCACCGUGACGCCAUCGACAGUGUCGCGACGGCGUCCGUUCCGCGCAGGCUUCCGCGUCGAUUGCCGUGCCCAACGGUGAUGGAUUAUGUGUGUCGCAUUACGUGGCCAAGUACGGAAGGCCUCCCGUCGACGUGGGCUGGCCCCUGCCCGGUUCGGAGUUGCUCAGCAAGGUGAUGGCCGCACUGGCGGAAAGCAACGCGGCGAGACACAUUUUUUGUCCUUCGGACAACUACAUCGAGUACGACAACGGCAAGCAGUUCGAGGAUCCCGUGAAAUACGCAUGAUCUCGGCGUCCCGCGGUGCUGCGGUGCCUUCACGCCGUCGACGCGACGCGAGCUUCGUCUCGCGACGGUGUCCGUGCCACACAGGUCCCGCCCCAAAAGGAGGACUGGCUCACGCGGAAGAUGAACGCGCCGUUUGAGAAAGGUGAGUCAGUGUUGAACUUCAACUUCUCAACUUGAAGUUGCGUCGACGGCGUCGACGCGACGCGAUGCCACCGUGACGCCGUCGACGCGGCCUUCCGACCGCUCUCGCGUCGCGGAAACGCCCACGGCGUCGGUGCCACGCAGGUCAAGAGAAGAAGCGCUACGCGCAGUGGAAGAAGAUCGGCACGAUCCAAGCGUUCUGCCGCGCGCACAUCUCGCGGAACGUGGCCUACCGAAGGAAAUUACUCAGAAGAUGUAGGGAGCGCGUCGCGGCCGUCACGUGCCUCCAGGCGGUCUGCAAGUCGUUCACGCAGCGCGUCGUGGCUACCAGAACUGCCAAGAAGCGUGUUUCUGCUAUUGAGUUGAUCCAACGGAUUUUGAGGGGUGUCGUCUUUCGAAGGAGAGCUCGUCGUAAAAGGAACGCCCUCCGCCUGAACAAAGCGGGCCACGUUUUGCGGGAGAACAUGCAGCGCCAAACCAUAAACACGUUGCAGUAUCAGAGGCGGGAGGCGUGGCGCGAGCGACGAGCUAGAGAGAUCGUGAAUCGGGUGAUGCUCGGGUGUAUCGGUCGCUUCAAGGCCGCUGCUGCCAGAAGGCUCUUCAGGGAGAGAGAGAAAGCUAGUACGGGCCUCGCGAAGAUCAUCCGCGCUAAACUGUCGCGGGAGGCUGUGGAGCGGCUGCGACGACAAAGAGCCAGGGAGGUCCAAAAAGCUACCUUGUGCCAGGCGCUGUUCCGCGCGUUAAUUUGUCGGCGGAUCAUGCGCAAGAAAAUUGCGAGGCGACGGAAAUGCGCCAAUGAUAUCCAGCGAGCGUGGCGAGGCUAUGGCGGGAGGACGCGCGGCUUUGCGAAGCGAAAGAUAGUUGAGGAGUGCUGGCGCAUGGUCGGUUCCGUCUCGCCCGAGAGGAAGCGCGACCUCGAGGCGUUGCUGCCAAAGGCGUCGUACCGCGUCACUUCAGAUGACGUAGAGUCCGUCACGACGAUCACAACAAGUAAGUCGUGGCAGCGGCCGGAGACGUGGUUCACCGAUCAAGAUAAAGUACAUUUUCUACCUUAUGAUGAUCUGGAAUUGGGAAACUGCUCGAAGUUCGAGUUCCGGAAGGCCCUCAACGCGUUGUGGCAGGCGAAAGGUUUACCAAUACUCCCGUCGGAGGUCGAGGGCUGGGCGUCGAUGUUCGACAAGAAGCGCAACGGCGUCGUCUGCUGGUGCCGACGCGGCGUCUGUCGUCGCCUUCACGCCGUCGACGCGACUCGUGGCCAUCGCACGAUGACCUGGGUGGUUUCUUUUUCGAAUUCGAGGCCGUUCGGACCGCGUCGAGGGACCGCGAUGCUCCGCGCAUGACGUGGUCGCCGCGAUGGCGUCGAGGCGAUGCCGCGUCGCCUCGACGCCGUCGACGCGGCCGCACCGCGUCUCGUGAGUGCACAGAGGCCGUGUCGCGACGGCGUCGGUGCCACGCAGGCGCGACUUCCUCGACUUCGCUAGGAUGUCCUACAGACCCUGUUCUUUACACCGGAGGAUCGUCUGCUCGUUGUGUGUGUCGAGGGGCCCGUGCAUGAGGAAAGGCUGCGAGUGCGACUGCUAUGCCAGUAAGGAGGGCGUGCGCGACUUGAUUUGUAAGCAUUGCGGCCACACGCCCAUGACCCAUUUGUUGGUGCCUACUUGUUGCGUCGAGGCGGACGUGCACGGGCCCGUCACGCGACAGUUGCUGCGGGACAUCUUUCAUAACAGAUCAGAUAAGCCUACAAAGCCAAAAUUGGAACUGGGGCCGCUCAUCUCCCAAGUGGUGGGGGAGCAGGCUUCAUCGCAAGUGGUCAUGGAGUCGCCAACGCGACCCUCGAGCCGCUCGCGCCUCAUCCCUGAAGACGACGCGUCUCGGAGCAUCGACGCGCCGUUCGAGCAAACGUACGCAGAUCCAGAGCCCGUGAAUGAUGACGUCUGCAUCGCAAGACCAGCUAAACGACUUCUGGACCCGAACCGAAGGAGUGGCCACGUCCCUGCAGCCGAGCUGCAAGCUUUGGCGCUGGUCCAAAAACAAGAAAGCCCGGGCCGGCACCACCUGGAGUCCAUAGCAGUGGCCAAGGAAGAGGAGGAAGCGUUGUGGCAGGAACACUUCGCGGGCAAGCUCCAGUCCCAAAAUGAACUGAGGAAGGGCUUUCACCUGACGCGGCCGAUUCCCAUGAUUCUGGACGGCGAAUUGAGAAUUAGUACGGACCCCACGGAAGUGUAUCUGGAGCUGCUGGAUCGGUUCGGCAAGGAAGAUUUGAAUUUGCGGGAGCAUGAGGACACGGGCUUCGUGUCGCUCUGUUUUAGGAACGACGUCUUCCUCGAGCGGCACUGGAAGAAAAUUCUGAGGGAUGUUAGAUAUGGUGCGCUCGCGGCGUCCCACGCCGUCGACGCGACUCGUGGCCAUCGCACGAUGCCGGGGGUGGUCUCUUUUUCGAGUUUGAGGCCGUUCGCACGCAGGGCGCGCUGAACCGCCACCUCGACCUGAGUAAGGAGCGGCGCCACGAGCUCACGCAACGAUUGUACGCGAAGCCGAAGCACGCUUCCCAACUCGAGGAAGCCUUUCGCAGAUUAGGAUUCCACGCGCGCUCCGCCGAACGGAGUGGCGCGUCCGCCAAGGCGAUCCAGGACGAACCUUCAGUAGAUACAAAGUCGAAGAACGCCUCCAUGCGGUGGGACCAAGCUAUAUCAUCAGCUCUCGAGGACCCGAGCAAAGCGAGAGCGGCGGAAAAACCCGUCGCCGAGAUUCCGGAAGAGCGGCCGCAGACCAGUCGUUCUGUCCCGGACGAUUUUAAGGAGGAGGACCGCGGCGCGACCAGUCGUAGCGUGCGCUUCGCUGGUUCAUUGAAGAGCAGGGACUCGCGGUCGCGGUACUCCUCGCUGUCGUCUCGUGAUAGUUCCUACUACGAGGACAUGUCGGAGCCGACCUCUAGAGCCUCGUCUUCCAACAUGGGCCGGUCCGGUACUACUAGACCUUCUGUCGGUGUGGAAUAUCGCAUCUUAGAAAGGAGGAACUCCGAGUCGGACAUGAGGGUGGAUACGCCCCAGUCAGAUGUGCACAAACUAGCUCACGACAUCGCGACGGCGCGCGCGACGGCAACUCAAGAGUUCGAGCCCAUAAGGCAAGACCGGCGCAUGCGGCCCUGGCUCUGUCCCCACCCCGGUUGUGGCGCCGUCUUCUCCACGAAGGAGGCUGCAGUACAACAUGCGAAGAGGGAGCAUUUAGGGAGAAGGAGAUUGGCCGUCGCGACGCCCGAACAAGACCAGUUCUUUAGGAGGGUCUGGCCGGACGAGAAGAUGAUCUGGGAGCGAGGCGAGAUAGCUAAAAAAGAUAGGGAGAAGUGUUUAUUUCAGUGCCCGAUCUGCUUCCAGCCGUGCGUGACGCGACGAUCUGAAACGGCACCUGAAGGUCGGCCAUUCGAAGCGCGAGGUGAAGAAGAUCUACGUGGAGUUGAAGCUGGCGGUGCUGACUCAGCGUCUUCAUUGAACUUGAACUUGACGUGGUCGUGUCGAUGGCGUCAAUGCGACGCAAAUGCCACCGUGGCGCCGUCGACGUGGCCGUCAGAGACCGUCGUUCCACACAGGCCAAGGCCGACGCCAUGGAGGCCGGCAAGGGCAAGGGCCUCGCCGACGUGAAAGGGAAAGCGCAGCUGACACCACCCUUUCCCCCACCUAAAAGAGCUCCUCUCGCUGUCUGUCUCAAGCACAAGCGGGAGCGCUUCCGGUGCUGGGAUUGUGGUUGUGCUAGACGGAUGAAAGGUCCGGUCGCACCGAUGAAGUUCUACCCUGAAGUGGUGGUCAAGGCUCCGUCGGCCACCGUGCCUGGCGAGCGGCCCGUGAUCACGGACAUGACCUUUGCGGUGCAAAGUGAAAGGUGUCCCUACACUAUGGGUGAGAAGGGCGAGCGGCGGCCGUGCCAGUUGAUUGCUACUUGCAGAGAUGAAGAAUGCAAUGUGUGGAUUUGCGUGGCCUACUUCUUAGACGCGGAAGGUGUGAAGGCUCUGAAAGGGGUCACGCAUAGACUAUUUGACCACGAGCGGGAGCUCUAUGAAGACUCGCGAGUGACGUGGUUGCGCGCGGAGAAGCUCGCGGGCUACUGCUACGUGUUGAACGUCGACAAAAAAGCGUUCUACGAGCGGAAGCGGUCGCACUUACUGCCGAACCACCCCCGCGACUACGUCUACUUCGCUUCACGAAUAUUUGAUUUUGAGAAGCUGAAGCCGGGUCCCCAGCGCCAGUUGAAUAGCGAGGUCUCCGCGAAGGAACUAGGAUUGACGCAAGAGGCGUAUGGGGUGGACGACGGAAGUGUCGUGACCUGGUCCACGGAGCCGCCAAAAUUUAAAAGAAGAUAUUCAAAGGACGGCGAGGCGAACCCCUACGCUGUGAAAUCAAGGCCGGGCUCGACGGAGGUGUCCCUGCUGACGCGCGACGACGAGGAGGAGUCCUUCAAGCCUACCGACGCGGGCAUGGCGGCGGCGCUGGGGUUCAUGGUGUAAUGCUUUUGUGUGAUA